AUGUCUUACCCCUUGGUUUGUUUGGGAAACCCCUUGUUGGAUUUGCAAGUCGAUGUCGACGCCGCCUACUUGGCCAAGUACGACUUGAAGGCUGACGAUGCCAUUUUGGCUGAAGAAAAGCACAUGCCAAUCUACGACGAAGUCCUCAAGAUGGACGGCUUGAAGUUGGUCGCCGGUGGUGCUGCUCAGAACGCUGCAAGAGGUGCCCAGUACAUCUUGCCUGCUGAGUCUGUUGUCUACUUUGGCUCAACUGGAAAGGACGUCUACUACGAGAAGUUGGUGGCUGCCAACGCUCAAUACGGUUUGAGAACUGAAUACCAGAUCCAGGAAUCUACUGCUACUGGUAAGUGUGCUGCUUUGAUCAGUGGCAAGCACAGAUCCUUGGUGACCGAUUUGGCUGCCGCUAACCUCUUCACCGCUUCGCACUUGCAGAAGCCAGAGAACUGGGCUCUCGUUGAGAACGCCAAGUACUUCUACAUUGGAGGUUUCCACUUGACCGUUUCCCCAGAAGCUAUUGAGUUGUUGGGCAAGCACGCUGCAGACAACAACAAGACUUUUGUGUUGAACUUCAGUGCUCCUUUUAUUGCUCAGUUCUUCAAGGACCCAUUGGACAAGUCUCUUCCAUACUGUGACUACAUUAUCGCCAACGAGUCUGAGGCUGCUGCCUAUGCUGAGUCUCACGGUUUGGACACCACCGAUGUGGUGACCAUCGCCAAGCACGUUGCCAAGUUGCCAAAGGCUAACACCUCCAAGCCUAGAACCGUCGUUUUCACUCAGGGUACUGAGCCUACUGUGACGGUUGUCUACGACGCUGCUUCUGACUCUUUUGAUGUCAACGAGUACAAAGUCAGAGAAUUGUCUGCUGAAGCUGUUGUCGACACCAACGGUGCUGGAGAUGCCUUCGCUGCUGGUUUCUUGGCUUCUUUGGUCCAGGAGAAGACUUUGCCUCAGGCCGUUGACGUGGGUCAAUGGGCUGCUUCCUUGUCCAUCCAGGAGGUUGGACCAACCUUCCCAUUCCCAAAGCAGACCUACAAUUAA
Sungouiella intermedia is the source of this 1038-nucleotide messenger RNA. NCBI's taxonomy places the organism in Eukaryota, Fungi, Ascomycota, Pichiomycetes, Serinales, Metschnikowiaceae. The record is from the annotation of a GenBank genome assembly.